UGAUCGUAACUAAGUAACGCAUUGUUAGAUCAAUGCAAAACGCAAAUCAAAUUUUUGACUGAAAUACUUCUAAGCUUCAAAUAUUUCUAAUUGUAAAAUGUUUUGGGGAUUAACUCCAGCCUUAGAUUUAACUGAAGAAUACACAAAAAAAAACCAGACAUAUCCUGAAGUGUUGAACAUUCUCAUAAUCGGAAGCACUGAUUGUAGGCAUGUAUUAAAAACUAUAGCAAGAAAGUAUCGUCAUCAAAAAGUAAAUAUUAACUUCUAUAUCAUAGAAACGUGUAUGGAAACUGUGGCAAAACAACUCUUGCUAUUAUACACAGCUUUGCAACCAAAGGAAUCUAUGGGUUUAGAACAAAAAACCAGAGUUUUUAUGGAACUUUUUGGUAAUACACUUGUAAGACCCUAUACAGCUAAGUAUUUAAGCAAUGCGGCAAAUGAUUUGAUAAAAAUGAUUACGAAUUAUGACUACCUAAAGAACAAGAUGGGUAUGGUAAAUAUAGAUAUAAAAUAUAAAGAUAGAGAUUAUAUAGAGAAUCUUGUUAAGUUCUGGUGUGGUAAAGACGAGUUUAAUAUAAUCGACUGUUGGAAUAGGAGACUAAGAAAACUUCUUGGAGUCAGGUAUGAUUCAAAAUUAGGAGCAUUUGACUGGGAUUUGCAUAUGCGUCUCCACGAUGUCGGUGGAAAACAAAUUUGUGGCCAAGAAUACCGAAGUUUCCGCUUGAAUGGUGUCGCAUUCUCAUGGCUGGAGGGCGAAGUGUCCAAACCAAACAGAAGCAUGGUUUGCGCUAUAAUACCAAACGGUGAAAACUACCUCCAUCAUGGUUACUUGGGAGAUAUGCAGACCGGUCCAUUUGUAGCCUAUGGCCUCGAGUGUGAAGAUAAAACCUUUCUAAAAAGCACCAACGGACAAAAUGCUUAUCGAGCAACCGACAUAACCCAGAGAAAUUUAAAACAAAUCUUUUAUGAAAUGGAACACCAGCAAGAAUAUGAGCAUAUUAAAACAACUGAUAUUGAGCUGGGAGGUUCGGUAUUUAAACAAGACAAACUGGUAUUUGACACGAAAGGACUUGAAACCAAUAAGUUAAAACCUUUGGAAAAAUGUAUACAAGUUGAUGAUGUCUGUAUUAAUUUUGUAUCUAUUUGUUUACUGGACCAAAUGAAAUACAAGGAACAAUAUCACGGAUAUUUUGAUUUGGUUUACUGUGCUAAUAAUUUUUUUAAGUAUUUUGAUGUUGAAACUAUGGAAAAAGUUGCGAAAAGUGGAUCAGUGUUUUUGUUUGAAAAUCAACUAUUCCUAGUGAAUAAUAGGAAAAAACAGAUGGAAGAAUAUGCCGAAACUGUGCAAAGUAAGAUAAAUGAAAUGAAUGUGAAGAAAACAGGCUACAAUUUUGAAAAAGACGCUUAUUUUAAAACAUGUUUAAAGUAAAAUAUAAUUUAAUAAAAAUAAGUACCUAUUUUCCUUGUUAUUAUUAA
Molecule: messenger RNA, 1476 nt
Organism: Sitophilus oryzae (rice weevil)
Lineage: Eukaryota; Metazoa; Arthropoda; Insecta; Coleoptera; Curculionidae
Gene: Dnaaf3
Product: dynein assembly factor 3, axonemal homolog
Exons: 3
Coding region: 98-1429 (443 amino acids)
Biological process (GO): motile cilium assembly; axonemal dynein complex assembly
Source: RefSeq, a predicted model, not a curated record